This is a messenger RNA of Anopheles coustani, 3583 nucleotides long. Its product is annotated as solute carrier family 12 member 8. Gene Ontology annotation, molecular function: potassium:chloride symporter activity. Bases 454 to 2613 code for a protein of 719 amino acids. Lineage: Eukaryota; Metazoa; Arthropoda; Insecta; Diptera; Culicidae. The transcript has 5 exons. Gene Ontology annotation, biological process: potassium ion homeostasis; cell volume homeostasis; potassium ion import across plasma membrane. The record is from RefSeq and is a predicted model, not a curated record. Gene Ontology annotation, cellular component: membrane.
UCCACUUGUGACGGUUUGUUUGAGCAAUAUUUACUUGCGCGAGGGUGGUGAAAGUAUUUCACCCUGUGUCUAACAACUGUGUCUCGAUCGUGAACCGCCCAACGCGGAUAGGCGCGGUUUCUAUUUGUGGAAAGAAAUUGCAACACUGCUCGGCCGCUGGGGGUGGCUGGAAAAAACAUGACAUCACUUGCACCAAAGACUACGCACUUCGGUGACGACGAUUGACGCCUUUAAAAGGCCGUGUCGGUGGACAAAACAGGAAACGGAAGGAGGGGAAAGAAGAAAGUGUCCACGAGAGAGUCACUUUUCGAUUGCGUGUGUGUUUACGCACACUUGAAAUUGUGUGGUGUUUUGCCCAUCCAUUGCUCGGUUCCAGGAGGUACGCUAGAUCGCAACCGUGUCCAGUGUGUGCAAGUUUCGUGACGUGGCCAUAUCAACCGACGGGCCUGAGGAAUGCCCAACCGGACGAAUGUAGAUUGGUCCAGAUAUGGACUUGGGGGUGAUGAUUCAUCACCGACCGAGCGGAGCCGCGGUGCCCACAGUCGGACCGGUGGCGGCAGUAGCGGUUUUGUGGAUCUUGGCAACGAGUAUGACUAUGGGGCCGGAGGUCACCACGCGUCGGGGCGCGAUGAAAUCUUCGCCGAAGAUCAGGGCGACAAGCCGUGGUGGAGGAGCAACUUUUUCAUCUCCCAACCGGUCCUGUUUGGCACGUGGGAUGGCGUGUUUACAUCCUGCUUGAUAAACAUCUUCGGUGUAAUCGUGUUCCUGCGCUCCGGAUGGAUCGUUGCCGAGGCGGGCAUCAUGCAUGCGAUACUUAUCAUCUUCUGUGCCGUCGGGAUCGCGCUGGUGUCCGUCCUUUCGGCGGUUGGCAUCUGCGAGCGGUGUCGGGUGGAAAGUGGUGGCGUAUAUUUUCUCAUCGCACACACACUCGGCUCGCGCUUCGGUGGAUCGCUCGGUCUGCUGUAUUGCUUCGGACAGGCCGUAGGCUGUGCGUUAAACGUGCUCGGUUUUGGUGAAUCCAUAGCCGGCCUCGUCGGACUGGAGGGUAAUCAGUGGGCCAUUCGUGGUUUCGCCAUUGCCGCUGUCCUCCUGCUCGGUGUAAUCAAUGUGGCCGGUGUGAAGUGGGUUGUGAAGCUGCAGUUUGCCCUACUGAUCAUCAUCCUUAUGUCAGCGUUGGACUUUAUGGUCGGUAGUUUCGUCGGCGAAGCACCCGAGCACGGGUUUGAUGGUUGGGGUACGGGUAACAUGGGGUUGAACCUGUGGUCGGCUUACUCGGAAGGUACGUCGUGGUUCACAGUAUUCGGAGUGUUCUUUCCCACCAUAACGGGAAUCCUUUCGGGAAUCAACAUGAGCGGUGAUCUCCGGGCACCAUCGACUGACAUUCCCAACGGAACGCUAGCUGCCCUCAGUACGUCCACGUUCCUCUAUAUGGUAUUCACCCUGUUCCUCGGAGCCACCUGCCAGCGGAGCCAUCUGCUGACGGACUAUCAGAUUGCUGUGAAAGUGUCGGCGGUGGAGUUUCUUCUGCUAGCCGGAAUCUACGUGUCCAGUAUGUCCUCAUGUCUCGGUGCCAUGUACGGAACGCCCCGCGUGCUUCAGAGUAUUGCCAACGAGAAUGUCAUUCCCGGUAUCGGCAAACUGGGCAAGGGGCGCGGUCCAAAUAAGGUUCCACUGUAUGCGAUGGCCGUCGUGGCGGGCGUUACGACGACGUUCAUCAUCAUCGGGGACAUAAACACGCUGGCACCGAUCGUCACGAUGCCCUUUCUACUAACGUACGCCUGCAUCGAUUAUUCGUACUUUGCCCUCGCACAAACGUUCGACAUUCAGAAUAGUCGCGAAGAACGGUUCCGGAUACAGGCGCAAAGCCCACUGUACGAAACGAGAAAUUAUGGCACAACCGGCGAUUACCACGAAAGUAACGAUCUCGAUCAGCUGUUCCCGGAGCGGACGCGGCAUAAAAAUCUUGGGACACCCUCAAACUCACCCCAGCAUGUGCCUUCAAAUGCCGUAACCAGCUCGGGGCGCGGUCAGGAAUCGAGCUCUCGAGCAAUCCAAUCCCACCCGACUCCGGUGGCUAACGGAAUACCUCAUAGUGCAUCGAUAACAAGCGGCGAUUCCGAAGUUAUUUUCCGGGAUGGCACGAACAGCGUCAACAACACCAGCUCGAUCGGCGAAGCGGAUGAUGAACCGAUCGCCCCGAUUCGACCACCAAUCCAUUCGAAAACGAAGAAUUGGUACUCAGGAUUUUGUAACCGCUGGGCCUCUCUUCUAGGUGCUGGCAUCAAAAUACUCGUAAUGCUGCUUGUAAGCUGGGUGUACGCCCUGAUAUGCAUCGGAACCGUUUUCAUCGUCUGGCUGUACGUCGGAACGGCAAAUCCGGCCGUUAAACCAGGCCUCGCGCACGAGUUUCGUUUCUUCGUUUGGUUGAAGAAUGUAGUUUUCCGGUGUUUUGGAAAACGUGUUCAUGAUUACGAGCAGGUUGUUGUCACACAAACCUGUCCCAACGUGAACCUGGCGGCAGCUCAAUUGAACGAGGAAAACGAAGACUUUGCAUCCCGGCGUCGGUACCACCAGACAGCGGUUGUGCAAGGGCGGUACGUGGACGAGGUGUGAAGGGUGGAAAAACACCCCGGUGAACGUUCGACGGUAAGCGGGAGUUUAACGUAACAAAUCGACUAGCCAGAGAAGGAUUCAUUCCUAUAUUGAACGAGUGUUUCCUCGCCCCUUUAGUUGUAACCCGCCGUUUGACCGAUCGCCAAAGUGAGAGUCUGACUGCUAAAUGUGUGCUACAUAACCAAUAAGCAUGUAACACGGUAACAAUUUAUAUUAACAAAAUUCCAAAAUAUAAGUAUUUGUGAAUGGGCGCGAGAAAUGCGGCAGAUGUAAAAAAAAAGAAACAAAACGGUGGAAACAGAUCGGAACAAGCAAUAUCGAGCAGCACACAUCAAAUAAUUACUGUUUAGUGUUGAAGCAGAAAUCCAGGAAGAAGAAAAAUUUCCGACCAUGAACACACAAAAUUGUUAGCAUAGGAUAAAAAAAAUGUACAUACGAAGGUUACCUUCUUAUUGUCUUUACUUCAAGCUGGAGCCAGAUGUGUAAACUUAUUGUUUCCUGCAUAUAGAUAUAAUCAUUUUAGGCUUAUUUAUUAACAACUACUAUGCUACUUUUGGCAACUUACCAUAAUGCACACUGAUAAUUGAUGCUGUUUUAAGUGAUACUUAUGUUAAUUGUGUUGAGAUUAUAUCGAUAUCGGAACAGAUAUUCUUCAUACAAGCAAUGCAACGGCACGUUUCAUUGUUCAGUGCUACUUUUUCCUCUUUUUGCUUUAUGAAAUAAUCUGCUAUUCGUUCUAAUAAAUCCAAUACCUUGCGCAUAUAUUGAAGCUGAAAGGAGCAGACACAGAAUACUACUUUGUAUCGUUUACUAAUAUACCACUUCGGAGAACGAGGGAACAAUAAACAAAAAAAGUGUACGUGAUUAUUUUUACUGUUUAGAUGAGCAAUUCAAGCUAAAUCAAACUUACCGCUAGUAUCGUGUAAUGCCGUGUAAAUCAAAUGAAUAAAUAAGAUAAAAAACCAAAAUC